AUGCUGGAAACAUCAUUAUAUUCAACACUCUAUGAUCCCGUGAAUGGCUUUUCCGGAGAUGUUAAAAGUACCUCAGAGAAUUUUCCUAUUCCAUAUUAUACACUAUCUGGUGUCUCCUUUCCAGCACCUCAUGUUCCUGUGAAUGACUUUUCCAACAAUGCUACGCUUGGUGAUUAUUCUUGUAAAAGUAUUUCGGAGAAUUUGUCUACGUUAUCUAAUAUCACCGUCCCAACACUAUAUGAUCCCGUGAAUGACUUUUCCGACAAUGUUAUACUGGAUAAUUCUAGCAAAAGUAUCUCGCAAAAUUUUCCUCUUCCAUAUUCCACGUUAUCUGGUACCUCCUUUUCAACACCUCACGUUCCCGUGAAUGGCUUUUCUAACAAUGUAACACUUGAUGAUGAUUCCAGUAAAAGUACUUCGGAGAUUUUUCCUGGUGG
This is a messenger RNA of Acaulospora morrowiae, 437 nucleotides long. NCBI's taxonomy places the organism in Eukaryota, Fungi, Glomeromycota, Glomeromycetes, Diversisporales, Acaulosporaceae. The record is from the annotation of a GenBank genome assembly.